Molecule: messenger RNA, 4323 nt
Organism: Neurospora hispaniola
Lineage: Eukaryota; Fungi; Ascomycota; Sordariomycetes; Sordariales; Sordariaceae
Product: P-loop containing nucleoside triphosphate hydrolase protein
Exons: 2
Coding region: 133-4305 (1390 amino acids)
Cellular component (GO): intracellular anatomical structure
Molecular function (GO): protein binding; RNA binding; ATP binding
Source: RefSeq, a predicted model, not a curated record
UCAUUCGCCGCGGCCAACUCUUCGGCUUCAACCUUUUCCUUUUCUGCAACGCGUGAGCAACCGGUGAACUUGGAAAAUACAACACCAAUUCUUUAUCGUGAGAGACAAUUCAAACUACCUACGGUCGCAAAUAUGGCCAAAAAGGGAACCAAGAGCAGUGCCCCUGCGCCCGCAGCCGCUUCAUCGUCGGCAGCAUCUCAGCCCACCUCCAAAGCCAAAAAGGACUCCAAGAAGGCCGCAGGCCCAUCAGAGGGCGAUUUCAUUGUCUUUAGCAAUUCCGACAAGGAACCUAAGGGCAAGAGGGGAGGAGCUAAAGCUGGUCCCUCCAAACCCGCGGAGGAGCUUGACGCCGGGCCCCCGAAGCCGACGGUUAAGCAAAUCAUCGGUGGUCACUCCUGGACCGGCAAGCUACCCGUGAACCUUCUUUCGGAGCACUGCCAGAAGCAAAAGUGGGAGAGACCCGACUACAACACCAUCAAGACCAAGGAUGGGUUCUCUGUCUUUGUUACUCUCAGCGCAAAGAACCCAAAGACGCAGGAAGUCACCACGCUGCCGCCAUUCAAGCUGCCUCCAAGCCAUGUGCACCUCGCCUACAAGCCCACUGCCCUCGAGGCCAAGCAUUUCGCCGCUACCUACGCCCUGUACCGCGUUUGCAGCAUGAAGAACAUGCACAUGACGCUUCCGCCAGAUUAUAGGUCGCUGUGGAAGGAGUUUGAGGCCCUUAAGAAGCAGGAUGUCAAGGAGGGCAAGGCAUGGAUGUACGAGGCCGACCCUUUCCAAGCUCAGAGAGAGCGCGAGGAGGCAAAGGCCGCCGCUGAGAAGAAGAGAGCUCAGCUCCAGGCCGCCAAGGAAAAGGCCGCAAACGAACCCGGUGUUUCCCUGGCACUCAGGGGCAGUGGCUCCGGGGGCGCAGGUGGUGGUGGCGCGCACAAUGUCAUGAGGGGAUGGGCUAAUGUUCCCAAGAUCGAGAUGGGCAACAAGACACGAUCGCAGCUCGAGGAUUUGCUUCGCAGGGAGACGGUCUGGAAUCCGAAUGGGGUGGUCAUGUCGGCCUCGCAAAAGGCCGCCAUCGUCAAGGAGUUCAAGGAUUUGGGAUUCCGCCAAAGCCAUAUCGAGGAGGCCGUGGAGGAGUGCAAAGACAGAGAAGAGGCCUUGGAAUGGCUCUUGGUUCAUAUUCCUGAGGAUGAUCUUCCGCGGUGGGCUCUCCCUGAGAAGUAUAGCGCUGGCGUUACUGUCGCUGCCACUGAUCUCAAGAGAGAGGGCGCCAUUACGCGACUCGCUCAGUCCGGAUACUCUAUUGACCUCUGUCGCAAGCUCUUGGCGCUCCAUGACGGAGAUGAGGCUAAAGCGGCAGAAGACCUGCAGAAGCUUCUUCUGGCGAGCGGCUCCGAGUCCGUUGAUGACUCCUCGCAGGAUGCGGAUGGUCUAGACACCUGGAAGGAUGCUGACGAGUGCUGGGAAGAGGAGAUGGCCACGCUGGAGGCGUGCUUCGGCGAAAAGUUUUCCAAGACUUCUCCGGAAAUUUGCGAGAUCAAGCUGGAGGGUGUCAAGAAUGGCAGCCAAACCAACGUGGAUGCCUGCGUGCAGUUCCGUAAAUCAGAGCAGUAUCCUACCCAGGUUAUUCUGGCUAUGGUGGCUGCUCUUCCGUCCUACAUCAAGCUCAGUGUCAUCAAGCAGGCAUUGGCAUAUGCUCUUACGCUGGAAGGCGAGGAGAUGAAGAUUUUCUACGUUGCCAGCUGGGUGCAAGAAAACAUCAACGACAUCAUCGAAAAGCCUGGUCGCAUCCGCGAAGUUGCCGCCGUGGCAUCUGCAGCUUCAGAGGAACCCAAAAAGGCCGUUAAGCGGGCACGAAGGGCCCCUCGUUGCCCCAAGCCUAUCAACUGGUCGCCUGAUCCUCGUAGCACGGAGGAGUGGCGUGCCAGAACGGAAACCCCCUCUUACAAGAAGAUGCUGUACGCACGGCAGAAUCUGCCAGCAUGGCAGGUACAGGAUUACCUCAUCCAGACGGUGUCGGAAAACCAAGUCACCAUCAUCUCCGGAGAAACAGGUUCCGGAAAGUCUACGCAGUCCGUCCAGUUCAUCUUGGAUGACCUCUACAGCAAAGGACUUGGAAAGAGCGCAAACAUCAUUGUCACACAACCUCGCCGUAUUUCUGCCCUGGGUUUGGCGGACAGAGUUAGCGACGAGCGCUGUUCACAAGUUGGCCAGGAAGUCGGUUACUCGAUCCGUGGCGAAAGCAAGACGAGCCCGAACACCAGGAUCACCUUCGUCACGACUGGUGUGCUGCUACGACGCCUCCAGACCUCGGGCGGCCGCGUAGAGGAUGUGGUCGCAUCGCUUGCCGAUGUCAGCCACGUGGUGGUCGACGAGGUGCACGAACGCAGUCUUGAUACUGAUUUCCUGCUUGCCAUUAUUCGUGAUGUGUUGUACAAGCGCAGGGAUCUGAAGCUCAUUCUCAUGAGUGCCACGCUUGAUGCUGCGUCUUUCAAAGACUACUUUACCGUUGAUGGGAAGAAUGUUUCGGUUGGCCUGGUUGAGAUCUCUGGCCGGACAUAUCCUGUUCAGGACUACUACCUCGACGACGUAAUUCACAUGACGGGCUUCAGCAUUGGUAACAACCGCGAGUACUACUAUGACGACAACGCUGGCAGCAAGUCCAAAGAGGAUCCCAACGAUGACCCUAUCAACAAGAUCAUUCAAAGAAUGGGCAGCCGCAUCAACUACGACCUCCUUGUGGAGACCGUAUGUGCAAUUGAUAGCGAACUCGCCGAGACUCAAAAGGCUGGUGGUAUUCUGAUUUUCCUCCCCGGCGUUGCUGAAAUCAACCGCGCCUGCAACGCUCUGCGAGCAGUGCCUUCUCUCCAUGUUCUCCCUCUCCAUGCCUCCUUGGAAACCAAAGAGCAGAAGAGGGUGUUUGCGUCCGCUCCUCCAGGCAAGAGAAAGGUGGUCAUCGCCACCAACGUUGCCGAGACGUCCAUCACUAUCGACGACAUCGUCGCAGUUAUCGAUAGCGGCAGGGUCAAGGAGACCUCGUUCGACCCUCAGAACAACAUGCGCAAGCUCGAGGAGACAUGGGCUUCGCGUGCCGCUUGCAAGCAACGUCGUGGUCGUGCCGGCCGUGUCCAAGCAGGCAAAUGCUACAAGCUCUUCACCCGGAACCUGGAGAUGCAAAUGGCUGAGCGUCCCGACCCAGAGAUCCGACGUGUUCCCUUGGAGCAGCUGUGUUUGGCUGUCAGAGCAAUGGGCAUCAAGGACGUCAGCCACUUCCUCUCUCGUGCACCGACGCCGCCCGAGGCCACAGCCGUCGAGGCAUCCAUCACAAUGCUUAGAAGAAUGGGUGCCCUCGAUGGCGAGGAGCUGACUGCCCUUGGUCAGCAACUGGCCAUGAUCCCCGCCGAUCUGCGGUGCGGCAAGCUGAUGGUCUACGGCUCCAUCUUCGGCUGUCUUGACGACUGCGUCACCAUUGCAGCCAUCCUGAGCACCAAGAGCCCGUUUGUCUCGCCCCAGGAGAAGCGCGAGGAAGCCAAAGAAGCCAGGAAGAGGUUCUCCCAAGGCGACGGCGACCUGCUCACCGACCUUCGCGCCUUCCAGGAGUGGAACGACCAGAUGCACGAGCGCAUGGGGCAAAGUCGGGUGCGUGCCUGGUGCGGCGACAACUUCCUCAACUACCAGACCCUGUCCGACAUUGCCUCGACUCGGUCGCAGUACUACUCGGCUCUGAAAGAGAUGGGUAUCAUCCCGCACAACUACUCCGAGUCCAACAGUCAACCAACCAAGUCCAUGGCUCUCCUGCGCGCCCUCACCGCCUCGGCCUUCAGCCCGCAGAUCGCCCGGAUCCAGUUCCCCGACAAGAAGUUCGCAGCAUCCAUGACUGGUGCCGUAGAGCUGGACCCGGAGGCCAAGACCAUCAAGUUCUUCUCGCAGGAGAACGGGAGGGUGUUUAUCCAUCCUAGCAGCACGCUGUUCGAUAGUCAGGGAUUCACAGGCAACGCGUCGUUCAUGUCGUAUUUCACAAAGAUUGCCACUAGCAAGAUCUUUAUCAGGGAUCUUACGCCAUUCAACGCCUACACCCUCCUCCUUUUCUCGGGUGCCAUUGAUUUGGAUACCCAGGGCCGCGGUCUUGUGGUUGAUGGCUGGUUGCGCCUCCGCGGAUGGGCCCGUAUCGGUGUUCUGGUGUCGAGGUUGAGAGGGCUGAUUGAUAAGUUGAUUACGAUGAAGGUCGAAAAUCCGUCGCUGGAUGUCGAGAAGAAUGAUAUCAUCAAGACGGUGGUGAAGCUCGUCGAGCUUGAUGGUCUUGAUGCUUGACUGAGCAUUGGAGUAAGG